AUGGUCAAGAAUAUGGAGAAACUUGACUGUGUCGUUGUCGGUGCCGGAUGGUACGGCUUGGGCGCCGCGAAGCAGUAUCACUGCACACAGCCGGACAUGUCGCUGGCAGUCUUCGACUCCCAGCCCAGUCUUGGUGGCACGUGGUCAGAAAGCCGCCUGUACCCGGGAUUGAAGAGCAAUAACCUCGUUGGGAUGUUUGAGUAUCCUGAUUUUCCAAUGGAUAGCGAGACCUUCGAUAUCCUGCCAGGCCAGCACGUUCCUGGAACCACAGUAUAUCAGUAUAUGACGGCGUAUGCGAAUAAAUUCGGCAUCGCCGACAAGAUUCGGUCGAGCCAUAAGGUUCUCACGGCCGAACACCAGGAAACAGUCGAGGGUGGAUGGGUCCUCACCGUCUCUAACCAGAACGGGGAAGAAUCCACAGUCUUCGCCCGCCGCCUCAUUAUCGCGACAGGGCUCACAUCCGAGCCGUGGCUACCUCACUUUGAGGGUCAGGAAUCCUUCGGUGGACCUAUUUUCCACGGAAAGGACUUCCGGAAGAACGCUGAGACUUUGAACACUUCCAAGUCAGUAGUCAUUUUCGGUGCUACCAAGUUUGCCUGGGAUGCCGCGUACGCUUAUGGGAAAGCUGGCGUUAAAGUAAACUGGAUCAUCCGCUCCACUGGCCAUGGGCCGUGCUGGAUGGCUCCUCCAUACGUCACUCCGCUUAAGAAGUGGCUCGAGAAACUGGCUAAUACGAGGAUGUUGAGCUGGCUGAGCCCUUGUGUUUGGGGUGAUGCGGAUGGCUAUUCCGGCAUUCGCAACUUUUUCCAUGGCACCGCCGUCGGACGAACACUUGUCGACGGCUUUUGGAAAGUACUAGGUGACGACGCCAAGACUUUGAUGGAAUAUGACUCUCAUCCCGAUACUGCCAAGCUUAAGCCAUGGACCAAUGCUAUGUUUACGUCCACCAGCUUCAGCAUUCUCAACUACGACACCAACUUCUUCGAUCUCAUCAGGAAUGGUACGGUCCAAGUUCACGUUGGUGAAAUAGAUCACCUUAGUGCUGGAAAAGUACACUUAGUUGAUGGGACUGAAUUCGAAGCCGACGCCAUGUUGGCCCACACCGGCUGGAAGCAUGUACCGCCGAUCAAGUUCCUCCCCGAGGGCAUCGAGAAAGACAUGGGUCUUCCCCAUGCACCCAUUGAGAAUGCACCGAGGGAAGACCUUGCCGGCCAAAAAGAUCUUGUUGAUCUGGCCGAUAAAGAGAUUCUUGAUCGCUUCCCCAGGCUCAAGGACCAGCCAGUCUUUAACAAGCAAUACAUACCCAUGACAGACCGCAAGGGAAUCGACAGCAAGGACGAGGUCACCCCUUACAAGACACUUACGCCGUACAUGCUCCACAACUUCAUCGUCCCACCCGCGGAGCGCUUCUUGCGCACUCGCGACACUGCCUUCGUAGGAAUGGUCAGCAAUUUCAGCAACGUCAUCACAGCGCACCUCCAGGGCCUCUGGAUCAGCGCUUAUUUCUCCGGCUUGCUUGUUAACGACCCUGCGGCAGCGGUCGGCGACGAGUCGGCGAUGAAGAAGUUGCAAUACGACACUGUUCUCCUGAACCGCUUCGGCCACUGGCGUUAUCCUACGGACUGGGGCAACAACAAGUGCCCGAGCUUUGUCUUUGAUGCUGUCCCGUAUCUUGACCUGCUCCAACGUGACCUGGGCCUGGUGCCCUGGCGCAAGAAGGGGUUCAUGGCGGAGAUCUACAGCCCCUACGCACCUGAGGAUUACCGCGAAGUCAACGAUGAAUGGACCACAAAAUAUGGUAGCAACAAGGUUGUAUCUGCGUCUUAA
Messenger RNA from Colletotrichum truncatum, 1827 nucleotides. RefSeq names its product flavin-binding monooxygenase-like family protein. The record is from RefSeq and is a predicted model, not a curated record. Lineage: Eukaryota; Fungi; Ascomycota; Sordariomycetes; Glomerellales; Glomerellaceae. Gene Ontology annotation, molecular function: NADP binding; N,N-dimethylaniline monooxygenase activity; flavin adenine dinucleotide binding.